GAAGAAAAUCACACAGCGCUCCCGAAGUAAUUGCGUUGCAAUUAAACCUCGCAUAGCAAUUAUUCUCAAUGUUGAUACUUCAUAGUGUAACUGGUACAGCAUUCUGUAAUCAUUGCCGGGUAUCCAGCGCUCAGCGAGCGGACGGUUUAAACAAACUCGCUCUGCACCCAGACGGUGAAGUAUUCAAUUGAUAGAAAUACAAACAAAACAUUUAUAUUGUACUCUGAAAAGGUUAAAGGCGCGAUCGAUUACAAUUGGUCCGAUUUGUUGUGACUGAGGGCGCAUGUGCCGGGUGGGUUCGAUUUCACGCUUCCAUUCAGAAAAUAUUAAAGGUCUCUGGCUAUCGGUACACAGCACAAGGAAAUACCCCUCAGAACCAUUUUGAUACCUGACGGGCCAUGUAAAACUACGCGUGUGUAUUUGGUGUGAACGGCAUCAACCUUUAACUGAAAGACAGUGAAAGCCAAAAUGCCAAGUAAUACAAAACAGACGGAAAAACAAGAACAAAUUGGAAAGGGGGAUUCCAAUGGCCUUUUUCCUCCAAUUGCAUCUCCAAGGAAACAUGUGCUGAGAUCGAACAGUAGCAGCAAUGAUUCUGACACACCGCUAGAGGCAAUGGACAUGCCUCCUCCGUUGUCUUCACGUGACACGAGUCCGUCCAAGUCGCCGUGUAAGUUACCAAGUCUAUCGUCACAACCUAAUUCAAAUCCACAAACAAAGGAGAGAAAACAUCGGCGAAAAAAGUUGUGUCGGUCGCCUAGUUGCCCGACGCGGCCCGCGACGAAUGACUUUGAAUCCCCUCUUCCGAUUGAGAAAACGCUGAUUAACUUUAAGGACCCAAAUUCUUACGUGCAAGAAUACGACGUGAAGUUGCCCAACAUAUUUAAAAAUUCGACUCCCAAUGGAACCGACAUGUCGCCUGAAACUUCAAGUCUUGGAUGGGCGGUGAAGGACAGGUCAAGGACGAAGGCCAAUUUGCGGCGAACGGAAUCGUCUCGUGAAAACUACGUUGGAAGUCCUACAAUGGAAUCAAAAUACAACAAAAAUCAACAGAGGGCGCACACACAUGCGGCUCUUCUACUGCCUUUGCGAACACAGGAUUCGAGGAAAUCCAAUCAAGGCAAAAAGAAGAAAUCAUUUGCCCGUCAAAGUACGUAUUCCGAAGGGCAGACUCUGUCCCUGACACUUGACAAUGAACAUGGUGCUAGUAAUGGGUGGGGAACGGACUAUGACUCGGAUUAUUACGACAGUAGCGGGCAACACAGUGGCUCUUCGUUCGAUCGAAUUAUCGAGGAAUCCGACUCUCAUAUGAGUAUUCCGAGUGCUGGGGGCUCGCAUAUAAGUGUUCCAAGUGCUAGCAAGCAAUGGCUGAAAAACAAAGAAGGUCAAGUGAAAGCAUGACCUCUUAUAACAUUCGGAUCAAAACAGUAUCAAAAAGUCAUUUUCAUCAAUAUUUUAAAAAACGCAUUUGUUACAAAUCGGGACGUGUGCAAAUUCAAUUUGGACGUCUGUGAUAUAUAGGACAUUUUUCAUACACAAUUCCUGCAAUAUAAAAUAUUGCUCAAUUGAUUAAUUUCCUCUUUUUUGCUGUCUUUCUUACUGGCACGUUGGAGCAGUAUUAUUAUUUUUUUUGUUUGUUUAUAUUUAUUAAUUAUUGAAUUCACACCUGUCACGUCACGAAUUUAUCGGUCGCUAAAUAUGGAAGUGCUGGAUUUUCAAACCCUAAGGUGUUUGCUUAGGUGUAAUGACGCGAUGUUCGACCGAUAAAUUUUCCCUCUUAUCUUUAUACAACUUUCAAUAUUCUUUUUAUCUUUUUUCAUAUAUUAUAUAAAGUUUGAUCAAAUGUCA
Magallana angulata is the source of this 1848-nucleotide messenger RNA. RefSeq lists its product as uncharacterized. The transcript has 2 exons. The record is from RefSeq and is a predicted model, not a curated record. Lineage: Eukaryota; Metazoa; Mollusca; Bivalvia; Ostreida; Ostreidae. The coding region runs from base 469 to 1401 and encodes 310 amino acids.